AUAACAAAAAAAAAAGCGCUCGGAGUUUGACAUUCUGUCCGCCUGUUGGAAUGAAACCGAUCCGCGUGUCCACGUGUUUUGUCAAUUUGCAUAUCAUUUUAAUAUGUAAGCUCGUCUCCCCUAUCAGCCGAAGCUUGCUUCCAACGCAAACUCUAUUUGUCAGAUACGGGUCUGGACGCACAAAUCGGAAAGCUCGGCGUUUUUGCACCCGCCCUCUCAGACACGUUGCGUUGGGAGAAGUAACACGGGGCCACACAACUGCAGGUCUACAUCACUGAAACCACGCACAGCUCUCAACAGAGACUCGACAGGCGCUCCAGUUGUGUUUGGAUGUACUGCUGAAACAAAGGACAGUGUGCGACCAUUCGUCCCAUCCGGCUUGAGGUCAGUGAUGGUCCGUGCUGGUUAGAUCCUGCUUCCUAAGAUGUCAGCUUCAGAUUCGGAAUAUUCCAUUGACUGGCUGGCCAGUGAUGAUGAGGACAGUGAUAGUGAGUUAGAACCAGACUGUACCAAAGUGCAGGGACAAACCACCUUGCCAAAAUCCCCCUCCUCAAGGGUCAUCCAGGGGGCCCAGACUUGCCAGUCGUUCUCAAAGAGGAAUGGAGAUAAAGGGGAGGUAAUGGACAAAGAGAACAUGAGCUCUCGGGGAAGUUCUCCUUCCAGCUGCGAUAGUACCGACUACAGCGAGGACGGUGGCCAUUCUCACCUGGGACAAGAGACUCGGACCAAUUACAGCCGGUGCCCUGAAAGCCCUGUAGGCAAAAAGAGGCAGACGCUAAAGAGAACAAGGAGCUCCAUGGUGCCAGAGCAAAGGGAGAGGCAGCUCACACCUGAACAAAUGGAGAAAGACAGGCUGUUCGCAUGCAAGUGCUUGGAGCUGCAGUGUUACAUUCACCCACUGUCCUCAAUCCUUAAUGGCCUCCGCUCUGGCAGAUACAGAGAACGCCUCAGCACUUUCCAAGAGAGUGUGGCCAUGGACCGCAUCCAGAGGAUAAUGGGAGUCCUGCAGAAUCCCUGCAUGGGAGAGAGGUAUGUCAACAUCAUUCUGAAAAUGGAGGAAAUGUUGAAGAACUGGUUCCCUCACAUAAAACAUCAACGAAGCGACCAAGCCAACACUGCAGCACUGAUGGAGGAGACGACCCUGUCUAAGAAACCCAAGUUGUCUCCAUCUACAUCUCCCCUGCUCACUGGCAUUGCAAACCCUGCCACCACAAGUGCCCUUUUUAUGGGUAACAAAGCAAUGAGAGUCAGCGACCUCACUCCCCCAGGGCCCUACUCUGCAACCAACCUAAAAUGGCUCCACACAUCACCCAUCUGCUCCCUGACAGCUGAACAAGCUCUGGGGACAGUUCGGAACUUUCUAAUAGCCCACAGGGACAGGGACACAACACAGGACAACUCCGUGUCCUCCAGCACGGACCAUCUGUGUAAGACAGAGUCUGCUCCCAGUCGACCACGUCCAGCCAAGAUUAACGCGCCAUGCCUUGAGAGACUUCUUAAAUCCACAGAGAGUAUCAUCACCCAGAAAGGCCCAGUGGGCUUGGGUGGCAUGGCAGCCGGUGGAUGGUCCUAGUCCUUCGAAAAGGCUCUGUGAGAUCAGAGCCUAGCUAGAGCGUGACUGCCCCCAGCUGGUCUGGAGUCACCUGACUCCAGCGCAAUCCCUGCCUCCAUUCUAGCCUUGCAGAGAGGCACAGAACCGCAGCAGAGGGAGUUCAGCGCAGCCCAGCAAAACAGAGACGCAUUCAGUUACGAACUGAAAAGUGUUGGAGUGUGAUCUUUGUGCGUGUCUGAUUUGUACGUCAGCAUCUAUUCCCUUUCUGUU
Sinocyclocheilus anshuiensis is the source of this 1822-nucleotide messenger RNA. It is a transcript of the gene ciartb, whose product is annotated as circadian associated repressor of transcription b. The record is from RefSeq and is a predicted model, not a curated record. Gene Ontology annotation, cellular component: nucleus. Gene Ontology annotation, molecular function: RNA polymerase II cis-regulatory region sequence-specific DNA binding. Bases 425 to 1573 code for a protein of 382 amino acids. Lineage: Eukaryota; Metazoa; Chordata; Actinopteri; Cypriniformes; Cyprinidae. The transcript is spliced from 6 exons. Gene Ontology annotation, biological process: circadian regulation of gene expression; negative regulation of DNA-templated transcription.